AUGUUUCUGGCGACGUGUUGUGGGGUGUGCAAUUAUUACAAACGGAAGAGAAACCGUGUUCCUCAGUCCAUCCCCUGCUCGGUACCUGAACAAACGGUAGAUAAUUCCACACCUGCCCAGAUGCCGCUGCAAUACGGCGGUUUAGCUUCCAUGAUGCGAGCAGCCGGAACGCACCAGUCCCCCUUCGCAUACAUAGGACCUGCCACAAUAUCUACAACAUCUUUACCACCGCCAUCUUAUACUGAAGUAGUAUCUAAGCCUGAACUUUAUCCUAUCAAUAAAGGUGAUUCGGCGUCUUUGCCAACGUCACCAAUCACACCGGAAGAAAGUGUUAUUCGGAGUUAUUCUUCACAUCGUGCCAAUAACAAUACUUACGUAACUCUAAACGUCGUGAACUUAGUGCGAUCUGGUUCGAGUCGAGGACGACAAGGAGAUCAAGGUGUUGCUCCGCCAUCUUAUUACGAAGCUAUUCAAAGUCCUAGUUCGCCAUGUUCCCCUUCUUCUCAACAAGAGUUACUAUCAAUUUCUUUCUUUCUAUCUAUCUAUCUAUCUAUCUAUCUAUCUAUCUAUCUAUCACAGUCUGUUUCUUCCAAUCUAUCACAGUCUUUGUUUUUUUAUAUCUAUCUAUCUAUCUAUCUAUCUAUCUAUCUAUCUAUCUAUCUAUCUAUCUAUCUAUCUAUCACAGUCUGUUUCUUUCAAUCUAUCUUUCACCACAGUCUGUUUCUUCCAAUCUGUCCUGUUUCUUCUAUCUAUCUAUCUAUCUAUCUAUCUAUCUAUCUAUCUAUCUAUCUAUCUAUCUAUCUCUUUAUGUAUUAUAUUUUUAUUCAUUUCAAUUUUUGA
This is a messenger RNA of Acanthosepion pharaonis, 840 nucleotides long. The record is from the annotation of a GenBank genome assembly. NCBI's taxonomy places the organism in Eukaryota, Metazoa, Mollusca, Cephalopoda, Sepiida, Sepiidae.